UGGGGAGUUUCAUCUUCAGCUUACCAGAUUGAAGGAGGCUGGAAUGCUGAUGGAAAGGGGCCCAGUGUCUGGGAUACAUUCACUCAGACACCUGGCAAUACUCCUACUGGAGAUGUAGCCUGUGACAGCUACAACAGACUUGAUGAAGACAUCUACAUGCUGAGAGCUCUGAGGGUGAAGUCAUACAGAUUCUCUUUGUCCUGGUCCAGGAUCUUUCCUGAUGGUACUCCUUCCUCCCUGAACCAGAAAGGUGUUGACUAUUACAAUAGACUCAUUAAUAGCCUGAUAGCAAAUAAAAUCACUCCCAUGGUGACACUUUACCAUUGGGACCUCCCUCAAGCUUUGCAAAACCUCGGUGGCUGGGAAAAUGAAACCAUGAUUGACAUUUUUAAUGACUAUUGUGACUUCUGCUUUGCCACCUUUGGUGACAGAGUGAAAUUGUGGAUGACCAUCAACCAGCCUCACUCAAUUGCAUGGUUAGGAUAUGGGCUUGGACAGAUCCCUCCAAAUGUUAAGAAUCCAGGAACUGCACCAUACUUAGUUGCACACAACCUGAUCAGAGCUCAUGCCAAGGCUUACCAUACAUAUGAUGACAAGUAUCGUACAUCCCAAGGCGGUCUUGUAUCUAUUGCCCUCAAUGCUGACUGGGUUGAACCUAAAGAUGUCAAUGUUCUCCGUGAAGUGGUGGCUGCUGACCGCGCACUGCAGUUCCAACUGGGCUGGUUUGCACACCCCAUUUUCAAGAAUGGUGACUAUCCUGAUGCAAUGAAGUGGCAAGUUGGAAACAAAAGUGAUCUCCAAGAUCUUUCAGAAUCAAGACUACCUUCCUUCACUGAAGAGGAAAAGAACUACAUCAAGGGAACUGCUGACAUGUUCUGUGUGAAUCAUUACACUACAAAGAUCGUAGGUCAUGUUACAGGUCCGCUUUCCCCUCAUUCAUAUGCAAGCGACAGGGACUUGACAGAGACAGAGGAAAGUGAUUCACCAACUACAGCCAUCCAAAACCAGAGAGCUGUGGCAUGGGGCUUGAGAAGACUCCUCAACUGGAUCAAGGAGGAGUAUGGAAAUCCACAGGUUUACAUUACUGAGAAUGGAGUGGCUACACAAUCAAGCACAACUUGGGAUGAUAGUGCCAGAAUGUUUUAUUACAAGACCUAUAUUGAUGAGGCUCUAAAAGCCUACGAACUUGAUGGCGUGAGGGUACAUGGCUAUAUUGCAACAUCGCUCAUGGAUUCUUUUGAAUGGCUACAAGCGUACAAAGUUGGAUUUGGGCUCCACCAUGUUGACUUCAGUAACCCAAACCGGCCAAGAACACCAAAGUAUUCAGCUCAUUUCUACUACCAAGUCAUAAAGGAUAAUGGUUUUCCCAUGCCAGAUGAUGAAAAGAUGCUUUACGGGCAUUUCCGAAAAGAUUUCCUUUGGAGUACCGCAACGGCAUCAUACCAGAUUGAAGGGGGCUGGAGGUCAGAUGGAAAAGGUCUCAGUAUUUGGGACAAGUUUGCUCACACACCUGUCCGAGUUUCUGAUAGUGACAAUGGAGACAUAGCCUGCGACAGCUACAAUAAAGUAGAAGAGGAUGUUGCUAUGUUAAGGCAACUUAAGGUGACCCAUUAUCGUUUCUCCAUAUCCUGGUCGAGGGUGCUUCCUGAUGGUACCACCAAUAACAUUAAUGAGGCUGGACUCAACUACUACCACAGACUAGUGGAUGCACUUCUCGCUGCAAAUAUUCAGCCCCAUAUUACUCUGUACCACUGGGACCUUCCACAAGCCCUGCAGAAAAUCGGGGGAUGGGAGAAUGAAACUAUUAUUGUCAAAUUCACAGAGUACGCUGACUUCAUCUUUAGCCGUCUUGGCCACAAAGUGAAAUUUUGGAUUACCAUUAAUGAGCCAUACAACAUAGCCAACGUAGGCCAUGGCUAUGGAGUAGCUGCCCCAGGAAUCAGUUUCCGACCAGGCACUCUGCCCUACAUUGUUGGUCACAACCUGCUUAAAGCUCAUGCUGAGGCAUGGCACCUCUACAAUGAGAAGUACCGGGCCAACCAAAAAGGCAUUAUCUCUAUUACCAUCAACUCCGACUGGUCAGAACCCAGAAAUCCCUAUAAGCAGGAGGAUAUUGAUGCUGCAAGACGUGUGAUACAGUUCUACAUUGGCUGGUUUGCCCAUCCUGUUUUUAAUGGAGACUACAGCGAUGUGAUGAAGACAAUCAUUCGUGAGCGAAGCCUAGCUGCUGGUCUGCCAAAAUCUCGACUGCCUGAGUUCACUCCAGAGGAAGUUAAGAGGAUUAAAGGCACCUAUGAUUAUUUUGGAUUCAACCAUUACACCACUGUCCUUGCUUUCCCUGUGGAAUACGGAGACCUUCAGCACUAUGAUGCAGACAGGGGUGCAGGGACAAUUGCUGAUCGCACCUACCUGGAUUCAGGUUCAGGCUGGCUGAAGAUCUCACCAUUCGGAUUCCGCAGAAUACUGAACUUCAUUAAGGAGGAGUAUGGAAAUCCACCAAUCAUCAUCACUGAGAAUGGCAUCUCAGAGCGAGGGCCCGUUGACCUGAACGAUACUCCGAGGAGCUACUACUAUGAAAAAUACAUCAACCAGGCGUUGAAAGCCUACUUGCUAGACGAUGUGGAUGUCCGAGGUUACACGGCUUGGUCACUGAUGGACAACCUGGAGUGGGCCACUGGCUUUUCAGAGAGAUUUGGCCUUUUUUACGUCAAUCGUUCAGACCCGAAACUUCCACGAGUGGCAAAGAACUCUGUGAACCUCUACUCCACGAUCAUAAGCUGCAACGGAUUCCCUGACCCUGCUUUAGGACCCAAUGACUGCUUGCCCGAAGGUAUGUUAACACAGACGGUGACGCCGGACGUUGACAAGCCUGUGCAGUUCCUGGGAAUGAAGCUCUCUGUCACUGAUGCUGAGACCGGACUGAACACCACGUUUGCUCUACUUAUUGUUAGGCUCUUGUUGAAACUGGAGCUGCUGAUAGAUGGAGAUGCUUUUGCUAAGUUCUGUAUGAAUCACCUAGUGCCACUAGAGGUCACUGUAGGAGAAAACUGA
Messenger RNA from Stegastes partitus (bicolor damselfish), 3051 nucleotides. RefSeq names its product lactase-phlorizin hydrolase-like. Lineage: Eukaryota; Metazoa; Chordata; Actinopteri; Pomacentridae. Gene Ontology annotation, biological process: carbohydrate metabolic process. Gene Ontology annotation, molecular function: lactase activity. The record is from RefSeq and is a predicted model, not a curated record. The coding region runs from base 157 to 3051 and encodes 964 amino acids. The transcript is spliced from 11 exons.